CUCUCUUGACGAAACCCCGCACGCGUACGACGACCUUGACGUUGGCGCUGUCCUCAGGCAUGGUGUGUUGUUCGGGCGCAGGUUCGUAGGCGCCGCGCAUAGAUGGUGUGGAGGCGGAGGAGCCGUAGGCGUAGGAGUCGUAGGGCGAGCGGGCGUACAUCCUGGGGUCCAUGGUGACUGCCCUUGCGCGAAGAGUGCAGGCUGUUGUGACUGACGGGGCCCCAGCCCGGUAUUUACCUCUUGCCAAAGCGAGCCUGGUAAGCGAUGACGGCAACGCCGAUCCGCGCCCGGCGAUUGUCCGUCGGGUUGUCAGGGCGCAGCCUGUGCACCAGGCGCCCUGAGAAUAUUCAUCACCGCCAAACGCCUCCGACUCUGGACCCCUCCCUUGCAGCGAUACGCCUGUUCCAAAGGCAGAAAAAAAAAAAGUGUGCGUGUGGUGCGUGUCCGCCGUGCCUGGCGUUCCCUAGCAACCACCACCCAGCCUUUACUCUCGUUUCACAAAAACAAAAUUUUAGCCAAUCGACACUUAUCGCUCCUUGCGAGGCUCUCACGCUUCGCCAUAAGCCCUGCCGCUGCCAUAAAAAGCCCAUUGAGUUGUCCUGUACCGUUAUUGUCUCGGCAAACAAUGGCCUAUUCAUCUUCCAAGGGUCUUGCGGAUCUUUUCCUCGCCCGCAUUUCCCCCGCGGAGCAGCCCGCUGCUGUUGCCAACAUCGUCCAAGACUUGUGCCUCAGUGGUUCAAAAGAGGAUGGUGAUUUUUCCGCGGCAUUUGUUGCGGCCGACCUGGUCCAACGGUGUCUUGAGGUGAGCUUUGCCCUUUGUAAAUUGCCAGCGUGUUAUGCAUGAGCUUGCCGCCAGCAUUCCAAAAUCAUCUCUUCACGUGAUGCUUGGCUCCCUUGCGGUUCUCAACAGGCCAUGCACAUGCGAACCAUGGGAGCGAAGAAAAGGCCAAAGC
Messenger RNA from Aplosporella prunicola CBS 121167, 953 nucleotides. RefSeq lists its product as uncharacterized. The record is from RefSeq and is a predicted model, not a curated record. The coding region runs from base 265 to 753 and encodes 162 amino acids. The transcript has 2 exons. NCBI's taxonomy places the organism in Eukaryota, Fungi, Ascomycota, Dothideomycetes, Botryosphaeriales, Aplosporellaceae.